Messenger RNA from Lates calcarifer (barramundi perch), 3597 nucleotides. RefSeq names its product leukotriene B4 receptor 1. The transcript has 5 exons. Gene Ontology annotation, molecular function: leukotriene receptor activity. Gene Ontology annotation, biological process: G protein-coupled receptor signaling pathway; immune response. The record is from RefSeq and is a predicted model, not a curated record. Gene Ontology annotation, cellular component: membrane. NCBI's taxonomy places the organism in Eukaryota, Metazoa, Chordata, Actinopteri, Centropomidae. The coding region runs from base 817 to 1929 and encodes 370 amino acids.
UUUACUUACCAUUAUAGAAGAAAAGCUACUAUUUCUGCAUCAAACUUCAUUCCUUUACUUAUCAAGAACUGUCGCCAGCGGUGGAAAGCAACAGCAAUAUAUUUUGCUUCUGCUUCCACCACUUCUCUUCUUUUACUGAAGUUAGCAUGCUAACCAGCUAGAGCUGGUCUGGGUAACCUGUCUCAUCAUUUUCCGACUCACCGUAGUGUCCAGACUGCAUCUAAGGAAAAGUGAGUAUACUAACCUCUUAAAAAAAUCUUGUGGAAAGCCCUCGCAGAGCAGUAAAGGAUGUUAUAGAGUCAUGCUCAUGGUUCAUAGACAAAUUACUUAAGAAUGUAAUAUUUAGGUGUCCAUAUAUGUUAAGCCAUGUUGUGUAGGUGGAUUUAUAUGUGCUAUGAUUUUGAAGUAUCUGCACCUGAAACAUCAGAUGCUACUUUGAGACUGAAGCUGCAAAUUCUGUAGAAAAUUGACUGGAAAAAAUGUUCUGUACUCCAGGUGAACCAACCCUUCAAGCUGACUUGACUCAAAUGGAAUUCUUCACUCAACAUGUGAGGACGUUGACAGACAGCAGGCAGGUCAGGUAAUGGUGACACGCCUUCCCCUCUCAAUGCACUACAUGUUACAGCAGGUAUGACCAAUCAGUCAAUGGAGAGACAACGAGAGACAAUGAGAGAGAGCGAGUGGGUGGGUGGAAAACGUAGGGGGAAGAAAGCCUAAAAAGAACAGGAAGAAAAUAGAGCAUCUUCAGACUUCUUUCCCAGCUCUUGCUGUGUUCUGUCUUCUGUUCGGAUUUACGUUCGAUGCCUCGGUAACAAAAUGGCCCAGCAUAGCAGUCUUAAUUUCCUGAGCAACUCCACAUCCACCAGUGCACCAGACACCAUUGUGGACAACAAAACUGGCACCACUAUGGGCGCCCUCAUCCUGAGCCUUGUCUUUCUCUUGGGCCUACCUGGAAAUGUCUUUGUUAUCUGGAGCAUCCUGGCCCGUGCUCGAAAGCAGACCGUCACCACUCUCCUGAUUCUCAACCUAGCCAUUGCAGACGGCUCCCUGAUGGCCCUCACGCCAUUCUUCAUCAUAUAUCUGAUUUUGAAGAAGUGGGUGUUUAAGAAAAUGAUGUGUAAGAUCCUCUUCUACUUGUGUCUGGCCAACAUGUAUGCUUCCAUCCAGCUUAUCAUGCUGAUGAGCCUCUACAGGCUGGUGGCAGUCCUGUGGCCGCAACGGAUUAGUGUUAUCACCAGCCGGAGGACAGUCAUGAGGGUGCUUGCAGUGGUGUGGGCGCUGGUGAUGGUCGUCUCUGUUCCUGCAAUUAUCUACAGAGACGUGAGGAAUGAGAAGAAUACCACGUUGUGCGAAUCAUUUUAUGAUGACGAUAAAUCAUACCAUGCAGCCCUCCAGUACAUGCCGGAAAUUGUGUUGGGAUUUGUAAUUCCCUAUACUGUCAUUUUAGUCAGCUAUAUCUGCAUCUUACGUCGGAUCCGACAAACCAAGUUCCGCCGUCGAAUUCGCAGUGAGAAGCUCAUCCUUGCCAUCGUGUUGACUUUCUGCCUCUUUUGGUUACCUUACCACAUCGUCAACUUGGUUCAAGUUUCAUGGGGUUUAUGUCAAGAAGGUCCAGUAAAAACACUGCUGGGUAAAAUAUGGCACAACAGCCGUGCUGUCACCUCCUCCAUAGCCUUCAUCAGCAGCUGUGUCAACCCAGUGCUCUACUUCUUCGCAGGAAAGUCUUACAUCCAGCGAGAAGGGUUGGCGUUCAUGGCACGCUUGUUUGAGGGCACGGGGCUAGACUCGGCCACCAGGAAGAGCCGACAGAACAGCCAGAACAGUCGUGACAAAGACAAAGAGGCAGAUACCAUCAUGCUAAAAGACAAGGAUCAGGACUCUGUCACCAACUCAAACUCUAAUGUCAAACCAGUGAAGAAUGGCAAGUAGAGGACACAGGAGGCAGCAGACUUGAUGCUGGUGUUGUUGCUCAGGAGUUACUCUUAAAUCACUCAGGCUCCGUCCAGUCACAAGCAAUUUCUUUUCAUUGUAACUAUAAUUACGGGUACAUGUACAGCUGGUUCCUGCAAAUCAAGAAAGGCUUCAGCUGCUCCACAACAUGGUGUCUGUCUUGAUGAGACUGUUACAAACUUUAAAAAGGACUUGGCAUACUGCUCCUGGAACAGUUUGCUGCUUGAGGCAUCCAAAAGUCGCACUCUUGUGUAUGAGGUGUUGCUUAAACCUCACAACACAAUGAAGCCUUGCACUGACCUUAACUAUUCCAUAAAGGGAAACUGUGGAGUAUUUUCCAGGAGACUAAAACUCACCACCCCACCAAAGAACCUGUUAAAUACAAAAUCCAUCCAAACAGAGGUGGUUCCCGGUGUUUGCUGUAUAUGUUUACUGUAAAGUCAAUAUGAAACUUUUUAGAAAUUUUUUAUAAGAUUUGUCUGUGUAAUUUUCUUUAUGCAAUGUUUUACUUGUAAAAAAAAAUACCUGACAAAAGCACAGAAAUGUUUAACUGAACUGAAACAGUGAAUACUGUUGUACCUCAGUGAUGAGUUGAGAGUUGAAGAUGAGAGUUCAGGUUUGACAGGCACUUGAUUUUGUAUCUAGUUACAAGAUUCUACUGUUUUUCUUAUGUCUUACUGUCUUGAAAGCUGCAUGGAUGUAUUUUUGGUCGGUUGGGCACAGUGGAACAAGCUGUAUACACAGCAUUGACAUAUAAUGAGGUAAAGUUGUUAUGAUGAACAUGUUAGCAUAACAUAACAUGUUAGUUAUGUCCUACAGAACCACUCUCCUUUUAGCUCUGUUCAGGUCUCAACCAACUCCUGUGAUAAACAUUUGAGUCUUCAGCUGCUAAAUGGUCCGCUUUGUUCACCAGCUAGUCGCUAACUUCAACUCUCUGCUGUUUGGUACUGAGAAAACAGCGUGCCAUGAUUUUAACAGAGGCUUUUCAGUGAAAACUGCUCCCCCAUGUGGUUAGAUAUGAGAUUGUUGGGAGCAGUGAGGGUGUGUCAAACUGUACCAUUGCUGAGAAGUUAAAUUAAACCAACGGGAACUGUAGACUUAGAGGUUUAUUCUCGGCAGGUCAUCACUGCAAGGGACAUUUGGUCCAUUUUUAACAUGAAAAUAUGAAUUACUCUAGCCUUAAAGUGGAAUGUUUUAAUAUUUCACUGUGAGCAUGCAAUCAGUAAAACAAUGAAAUACAGGAAAAGCACAAAAUUGAUUUAAACACCUUUUCUUGAAACAUCACAGUUUUGUUAUGCAAUUAGAUACGUUCUGUCCCUCAUAAGCAACUUGAGACACGUAGAAAGAGGAACAUGAUGUAAAUCUGCCAAAAAGUCUGGUGCAACGGAGCAGACAGUUUACGAUAGAGGGAUGAAUUAAAGGUCAUGUAUCAACAAGAUCCUGGCUUUUUACUGGAAUAUUCACCUCCCCCCUCUUAUUCAUCCUCCUACUGUAUCUUGUGCUGUUCCUUCUUGCUCGUUCUUAAAACCGAUGCCAUCAGUUUCACAAUAACUCAUGACUCUUUAUGAUACCUGUUUUCUUUCCCUUUCAUCUGUUAACUGCAUUGUCACUGCAGGUCUGUGAUUCUUAGAAGAUGCUGUGUGUCAA